Molecule: messenger RNA, 1901 nt
Organism: Lates calcarifer (barramundi perch)
Lineage: Eukaryota; Metazoa; Chordata; Actinopteri; Centropomidae
Gene: ntaq1
Product: N-terminal glutamine amidase 1
Exons: 6
Coding region: 317-973 (218 amino acids)
Cellular component (GO): nucleus; cytosol
Molecular function (GO): protein-N-terminal asparagine amidohydrolase activity; protein-N-terminal glutamine amidohydrolase activity
Source: RefSeq, a predicted model, not a curated record
UCAGCCCCAGCACCCUGAGGUGAUCCACACCAUCGCUUUGUAACUAACCAUCAUGUAACAGACAGGUUACAUGAUGGUUAAUGAGGUUCAGCUCAGUCGUGUUGGAUGUGAAAAACUUCACUGUGCAGAUAACUCUGAUUUUCCUUUGAGCUUUAUUCACCAUCGGAUCUGAAAUAAGUUUUAAAUCACAGUUUUAAUGAUCAAUAAAAAUCUUUAACUGAAAUUUCACGCUUUUAAUUUGAAAAGCCACCGUCCAUACUGGAUGUGACGUCUUAUAUUUACUUCCGGCGGAGCGAUGUCAGCGUAACACCGCAACAUGAAGAGUGAAGACAGAAUCACACCGACCCGCGAAAACUGCGUUUAUACCAGCUGUUACUGUGAAGAAAAUGUUUGGAAACUCUGUGAGUUUGUCAGAACGGAGAGAACCGCACCACUGGAACAGCUGUUUGUGCUUUUCAUCUCCAACGAGAACAGAAUGGUUCCUCUGUGGAAACAGAAGUCUGGACAAGGAGACCAGCCGGUGAUCUGGGACUACCACGUGAUCCUGCUGCAGGUGAGUCUUCAGUCGGACUCUCUGAUCUAUGAUCUGGACUCUGAGCUGUCGUUUCCCUGCAGCUUGAAACUGUACGCAGCCCAGGCCCUCCGCUCAGACCACAACAUCAGGCCUGAGUACCACAGGAAGUUGCGUGUUAUACCUGCUGACAGCUUCCUGUUAAAUUUUGCAUCUGAUCGAUCUCACAUGAAGACCCCUGAUGGAUCCUGGAGGAUGCCCCCCCCACCUUACCCCCCCAUACACACAACAGACAGUCACAUGAACCUGGAUGACUUCAUCAGUAUGGACCCUGAUGUUGGCUGGGGGAUGGUCUUUAGUCUGGACCACUUCCUGAAGAGCUACACAGGAAACUCUUCAUCAUCAUCAGCUUCAUCAUCAUCAAGAUGUCAGGCAACAACGACCCCCAGUAGCUUAACUUAGCUUAGCCUAGUUAAGCUUAGCUUAAUGUAUCCUACCUUAGCUUAGCUUCACAUUACAGAAGCUAAAGGUGCUCCAACUGUUGUGUUGUGUUUUUAGGUGUUAGCAUGUAGCAUAUGCAUCAAAUUGUUUUCUUCUGUUAAUCCUGUGAAAACUUCAAAUGUUAAAUUCCAGAUGGAGCUGAAGAGGCGUGUGAUGGGAUUCACAGCCACAGAUCAGCACUGGGAGGACUGGGUGAACUGGGAGAACUAGUAUGAGGUUGAACAGCAGGAGAGAUAGCUAGCUAACAGUCUGGAGGAUGAAAAUUCUUCUUUCAACCUCAGUUUUUCUCAUAGACACUUAUGAAAAACAUCACCACAGAUGUACCCUUGUCUCUCCGUCCUUUAUUUACCACAGUCUCAGAAAACUGGACUCAUUACAUUUCAUUCACAGUGUGUCAAACACAAGCAGCUAACCUUAGCUAACAUGCCACAGACGAGGCCUUGCAGUGGUACUUUUACUUCAGUAGAGUAUCUGAUUUCUUUUUUUACCAGUUACAGUACCACAAAGUAACACAAACACACUAACAGAUGGAGGCAGUGGUAUUCCAGCAGUUCCCAGUAAAAUCCCUGUUUUUGUCAGUGGAGUCUGGUAGUGAUAUAUAGAGAUGUUUCUGGUUAAACUAAAAGGAUCUUCCUCUUUAAUAAAAAGCUCUGUCUCUGUGGGAAUCCUAUCAUAAUGUUGUGUUGGAUUAAUUACAGCAGCUGUUCACUGUUCCUGAUCAAUACUGAUCAAUACUGUACUGAUUGCUUAGAUUUUUGUUCCUAUCAAUCACUUACAUCCAGAAACAUGUAUUUUUAUAUCAGUGUUGUUACUUUAACUUCAGUAAAAGAUCAACUGUUUUAUUUAAUUAUGUAAAAUAAACUACGUUUAAUAAAGUUUGAAACAGUGA